This is a messenger RNA of Saccostrea echinata, 8291 nucleotides long. RefSeq lists its product as uncharacterized. The coding region runs from base 108 to 7865 and encodes 2585 amino acids. Gene Ontology annotation, cellular component: ciliary basal body; intraciliary transport particle B; ciliary base. The transcript is spliced from 32 exons. The record is from RefSeq and is a predicted model, not a curated record. Gene Ontology annotation, molecular function: nucleic acid binding; protein binding; intraciliary transport particle B binding. NCBI's taxonomy places the organism in Eukaryota, Metazoa, Mollusca, Bivalvia, Ostreida, Ostreidae. Gene Ontology annotation, biological process: intraciliary anterograde transport; intraciliary transport involved in cilium assembly.
UUGAUAAUGCGCGUCUCAAAAUGGCGCUGGAAGAAGAUUUUGGAUAAUUAAAAAAAUAUCUUUUUAAUGGUGCGCAAGAAAGAUAUAUUAUUAUUGCAACUGUAAAAAUGUCAACCAUGAGAAGAAGAUCGCAGACCGGUCCUCGGACCGACACGACGCACGACAUUUUUGUGUACAUGACUCUUGGAAGAUACCCUGAUGGCGCAAAUGAAAAUGCGAAGAGGAACCUUAGAAAACGAUCAAAAUUGUUCAAACUGAAGGGCAGCGAGCUGUUUCAUGUCUCUACAAUUAAAGAUAAAUUCGGAAAAGAUGUGCAGAGAGAGAGACUUGUUCUCACAGAUAGUGCUGAGAGAAAUAAAGUUAUUGGCGAACUGCAUGUGGAUGAUAAAGGCAAUCAUUUGGGGAGGGAAAAAGUCCUCUCUGCCCUUUCAGAGAAGUACUAUUUUGUGGGGAUGAACAAUAAAGUCAGAGAGUAUCUUCUGAAUUGUUCUUCCUGUCGCACACGUUUCAAGCUGACUGAUCAAGGAAUGUCCUCUGAUGGAAGUGUAUCUGCUACAUCAGAUUUCGAAGAUAUGGAUGACUCAGAUUCCAAUGUAUCGUUUUCUGAAGACACUAAGCCAAUCAAGAGUGAAUGGCCUGCUCGAUCCCAAGAAGCCCUUCAUUUCUGGGACAUAGUGGAGAUGAAUGUGCUCGGCCCAUAUGAUUGUAUAGACAGUAAACACUACAUCAUUGUAUUUUUGGACCUGUUUUCUAACUGGCCAGAAGCCUUUGUUGUGGACUCUGUCACUCCAGCAGUUGUAACACACCUGACUCUCAACCUCAUAUGCAGGUUUGGAUGCAUGAAGACUAUGAUGAUCCGGGAAUCUUCCAAUUACUCCAAAGAUGAUCUUACCCCUCUACAGAAAACACUAGAGGAAGCUGGCAUUGAUAUUAAUGUCAAUCCUUUUUCUUCUGCUCUCUCAGAUAAAAUCUGGAAAGAGAUAGCAGAUAACUUGAAUUCAUUUACAACAAACAAUUCUCAUUGGCCACACUGCCUAGAGUUUGCUCUGUUACCACACAGAGUGUCACGAGCUGAACGGUCCGAGUACACCCCAGCUUACAUUACUUACGGAAGAGAACUUAAUCUGCCUUCAAGUAUGAACAAAGGAGAUGGUGAUAAUUUUCCUUCAGCAGAGCCUCAUCUGAGCUUGGAAGAUAUGACAGCAUUAACAGAAAAGUUUGAGAAAGCUUACUCAUCAUAUGGCAAAAACAUUCAGGCUUGGAACUCCUGCUCUCAGCCUUUCUGUGUUAUACCAUCACUUAACUCGAGUGAGCCAGCUCGUCAACCUGGUAAGAGAGGAAGAAAAAAGAAAAAUCCUGUACCUGCUCCUCCUCCUCAAGAGGAUUUUAGUUCUGAUAAAGAGGCUGAGGAAGACAUGCCCCCUCCAGCUACAAAUGUAACCCCCAGAACUGCAGGUCGCAAAAGGAAACGCAAUAUUAGUCGCAUCACUCGCCUGAUCAAUGCAGAAAAUGAUGAUGAUGAGGAUGGACUGCCAGACCAAGAUCCAGAUGAUAAAGAUUACUGUCCCACAAGCAAGAUGGUCAAAGUCAACACAGAACAGGAUGGGGAAUCUCCGGGCCCCAAACCACCACUGGUCAUGAAGCUUACUCCACCCACACCAAAGAAGCACAUUUGUAAUGGAUGUGGUAAGGAGUUCUCACGUUCUGAUGUCCUUAGACGGCACAUCCGAGAGAUGCACGAAACACACGAGUCCAUGAUAAACAUCUGUCCCGAAUGUGGCAUAUGCAUUAAGAGGAAGCAUCACCUUGCAAGACACAUCAAACAAGUCCAUAGUAAAGGUUGUGAAUGUAAAGCUUGUGGAGAAAUGUUUGGAAAUAAAGUGGAACUCAAGGAGCACAUUUCAACAGCUCAUGAUGGAUACAACUGUGAGAAAUGUAACAGGAACUAUACCUCCAAAUCUGGACUUAAGUUUCAUAUUGCACAAGAGCAUGAGCAGAAAUACCCAUGUCCCAUAUGUGGUAAAUCCUCCGGAUCAAGUUCAAGCUUUAACAAACAUUUGGCUUCACAUACUGAAGGAGCAGACAUCAAGUGUCCCCACUGUCGGUACAUAUUUCCAAACAAAGAUUUAUUCAUGGCUCACAGAGAGUCUUGUCGAAUUUCCCGGGCUUACACUUGCAGUCAUUGUGGUAAAGGCUUUCCAAGCAAAAAUUCAUUCCAGCAUCAUGAGGCAACACAUUUUGAUGGAAAGUUUCCAUGUCACCUCUGUGGAAUAAAAUUCUCCUUUAGCACCAAUCUUAAUCGUCACAUUAGAACUGUUCAUCUUGCAAAAACAGAAUCUGAGGAUAGCAAGCAAUCAGAUUCAUCUCCAGAUAAAACAAGCUUAGACCAAAGUGGUAAUUUAUCUGAAGUUGAGAAAACUGAUAAUAUAUUUGAAUCAGGAGUUGCAGGUGGAAUGGAAGAAUGCCAUAAUAACAGUCUUAACCAAAUUGUAGAAGCCAUCAAACUACAGGUGGAGAGGAGAAUAUCAGCAGGGUACUGUGGAAAUGGUGAAACUGCAGGAAAACAGAGUGUAGGAACUGAUGCUAUGGAAACAGAUGAAGGUAGCACAUCCCAGAAGAGUCUAGAAUCUAUAAGCAGUAAUCAGCUGGCCAGACAACUCACAUCAUCUGAAAAGGAGCCAAGUAGUCACGUACAACAGGCCACUUCUACAAAACCAGCAGCAUCUUCCAGAGUACAAGAAUUUGCCCUAUCAGGAGUUUCAACGGAAACACAAAAGAGACCUGAUGGUGGAAACUUUUGGAUAGCUCUUCAAGAUGCCACAGGGAAGACUGCAAAAAAUGUGAUUUUAGGACAACAAAAUGCAUACCAAGUGGAUAAGAUGCCAACUCAGGUCAUCGCAAGCACAGAAAAUUCAUCAUCAACUCCUGCUCAAGUGUACUCAAGUGUGGGAAAGAAAACACUGACUAAUACAUUUAGUGAACCCUUAAGCCAAAUAUCUGGUGCUCCUGAGUCCUCUAUCCCUUCAACUUAUCACAUUAUUUCUGAUCAGUCACUGAUAUCACAGCUGAAGAGCACAGCCAGCCCCAGUGUUUCUUCAUACCGAGUCAUUACUACAGACAGAGCUGCCCAGUCAAAACCAGUGCUACCCAACAUCUAUACUGUCAUGACAACUGAUCCCACAAAAGCCAAAGCAACUAGUAUUCUUCCAAGCACAUAUGUGGCUCCAACAAGUGAACAACUACAGUUAGCUGCUCAGAAACCACAACCCAUUGUCAUUGCUGCAGGACAGGUACAAAAAUCAGUGCCACUCACAUACACUGUCCAACAACCAGCAGCUACCAAUGUUCAGAAAGUACCAGCUGGCUCACAAAGUGAGCUGGUUUCUCACAUUCAAAAGAUUCUCCCUGAGGCUUACAGUGAAGUGCAAGCUGCAUUGCUUCAGAAAGUGCAGAGUGGAUCCUUUGGUCUUGUCACUGAUGAAAAUUCUGCUGUAGCUUACAGUUUACCAUCAUCUGAUGACACAAACAAAGAUCCCACAAGUGUUACUGCUUACAAUGUUGUCAUUAAAGAAGCAGGGGCCACAGAACGAACAGUUGUUACUGAAGCAGGUGAUAGUCUACCUGCUGCAUCAAAUGCAGGUCAUCAUGUUACAGAAAACCCAAAAAUUUCUCCAGGUGAGAGUACAGACACCAGAAUAGGGUUCUCUGGAACCCCAGCUGAUCCUGUGCAAGAAACAGUGCAGUUUUCUCCUGAAUUGACCACCCAGGAGCAAGAGGCAGUACAGUAUGACAUGGUGCCUUCAAAUCCAGAGUUGAUGACCUCUGACCCAACCCCUGACCCCUAUCCUUCAGAGGUUGGUGAUAACAGUGGAACUACUUAUACUGUAUCUACAGAUUCAAUACAGGCAGAUGAAGAGACAAAGGUCGAGGAUACAAUAUACACUGAUGCAGCAACAGAAAAUGUGGAGAACUUGAUGCAGCUCUCUGAACCUACACAAACAAAUAUUGCAGUGGUUGAGUCGGAGGGUCAGACUGUUGAACUUGAUGCAUAUUACCAAGCCAUCUACAAAUACAAGAAAUACAAGGCAUACAUGCCAGGUUGUCCAGAUAAUUAUAAAAGAGUUUUACGGAAGUCCGCACUCAGCUAUUAUUUGUUUGAUGACAAGCUUUACUACAUGACGGAAGGUGAACUGCGCUAUGUUCCUACAACUUGGAAAGAAAGAUUGUAUUAUCUUGUCAAAUGCCACAUCAAUGGAAAAGGUAAACAUGUCUGUAAGAAUAUGAUGGCCCAGUGGAUGACUGAAAAGAAGAUUGUUUGGAAGGGAAUUUCUGUUGACUGUACAGCGUUUGCUGCUGCCUGUCCUCACUGUACACUUGGAGAAGCCAGAACAGAACCUGUCAUCAAAUCGCUUCCAAAAGAUGAUCCAGUUCUAAAGAUGGCUGAGGACAACUACAGCCUACUUCUGAACUACCUCCAGAAGCAGACAUUCCCGGUGAAAACCCUUCAGUCCCAGGUAGAUGCAGUAACUAGCAUUGCUAGACAGUACAUGAUCCAGAAAGGGGUGCUGUAUUUUAAAAAAGGGAAAGGAGGCGAGUUGAGGUGUCUUGAAGUGGGUACUAAGGACAGGAAAGUGGCAAUGCAGGCUGCCCAUGUUAACAAUGGUGAGCACCUUGGACCUGCAGAAACAUUGCGGAGGUUGUCUGAGAAGUUCAUAUGGAAUAAGAUGGCAGACAGUGUGGAAGCAUUUGUUAUGGGUUGUUGUAAGAAGAAAACAGAUGAGGAACCUGCCACUCCAAAAUCAGUUUUAAACAGAAAUGUAGAUUUCUUCAGUAAACAGUUUAAGAAUGGGGUUGUGGACAAGUUGCUUGCUGGGAAAGAAACAUUUCCGGAGCCUGUGGUACGUUCAAUUUCAGAACUGAUUAAAAAGGAGCAAGAAACUUCUGAAAGAGAACGCUGUAAUGAAGAGUCAGGAAAAGAAGGCAGUGAUGAGUGUGACAAAGAACAGACUGAAAUACAGAAUGAUGAAAGUCCAGAAAACUCCCAGAAUGCAACAGAAGGAACUCCUGUGAAAGUUACUAGAACAGAAGAGGGUGAAAUCAUAGGUGAAGUAAGUGAUGAGAUGAUAGAAGCUGCGGUUAGAACUAUUCUGUCCCAAGAGGAAUUUGAGGAAAAGGAUGCCAGCAAAGUGGACAAGUCAUCCACUUCAGCCAAACCUUCUAAGACAGAAGGAGAGGUGGAGGUCAAAAAAGAAGUGCAUAAAUCCCUAAAACUAAAAUGUGAAGUUUGUGGAAUGUUAUUCAAAGGACAAAAUAAAUACAAAGCUCAUAUGUAUGGGCAUACGGGCAUAAAACCUUACCCUUGUACCCUGUGUGAUAAAUCCUUCACGUUGAAGAAAACACUGAAAUUCCAUCUUGGUAAACAUGCUGGUCAGAGACCAUUCCUGUGCAACAUCUGUGGGAAGAGAUUCCAUGUCCCCAAUAGCCUACGUUCACAUCUGCAGAUCCAUGCCAAGGGAGGUAACAACAUCCACUACUGUAAGCUCUGUAAUCGAGAGUUCGCCACUGAUGUUCGUUAUGAAAAACAUCUUAAGUUCAAACACCCACCAGAAGAGGAGGAACAUCUUUGCUCUCAGUGUGGCAAGAAGUUCUGCAGUAGAAAGAGUUUGAAACGUCACGAAAGAUCAGCCCAUGAUGCUGUGAAAAACCACUUCUGCAGUAUUUGUGACAGAGGAUUCUUUAGGAAGGAAUAUUUAAAUCGCCACAUGCAACAGCAUGAAACGAAUGCAAACGGUGAGGCGAAAAAAGUGAAGCCUUUAGUUAUAAGAAAGCCAAAGGCCUUACAGGCUAACAACAAACCAAAACAAGCAGCCAAGAUAGUGAAAACAGAUCCAGAAAACAUCAUCAUUGAGACAGUUGAAGACGGGGAAAGCAGUGGUCUAACCAAUGUGGUUGGAAACAUCCGUAUUGAAGUGGAGCCUGGUCAGAUAGAGGAAUAUUACAUUCAGGAGUCGGAGGAUCCUACGACAAGCACAUAUUACGCGGUGACAGAAACAGCAGAUGGUGAUGAGGAGGGUGGCGGCAGUACACUUGUGUAUAGCUUCCCGUCUGUCCAGUACGAGAUUGAGUGUCCUGAUGGACAGUUGAAUUCUGAGGCAUUGUCAGCCAUUACCAUGUUAGCUCAGGCUUCCUCUCAGCAGAACAUGCUCUCAAGAGCAAAGCCGGCCAUUGGGCCUGGCUCAACAACUCCAGCAAAAGAAAACAAGAAAAAGAAACAGAUGCCUAAAGUUGAAGACUUUUUAGCUCUGAGAGACUACACAGGGGCAAUCACACUAUUAGAGUUCAAUAGAAACAGUGGAAAGGGUAAUGAAGAGACCGAUAUGUGGAUUGCCUACUGUGCAUUUCAUCUAGGAGAUUAUAAGAGAUCUAUGGAGGAGUUUGAGAGAAUGACAAAACGUGAUGGCUGUCAUCCUGAUGUUUGGACAAACUUAGCCUGUUGUUAUUUCUUCCUUGGAAUGUACCCAGAGGCAGACAAUGCCUGUCAAAAAGGGCCAAAAAGCAAAUUACAGAACCGACUACUGUUCCAUUUAUCACACAAGUUUGGGGAUGAGAAGAGGUUAAUGGGUCACCAUCAGAAUCUUCAGGAUGUGAUAGAGGAUCAACUCUCUCUGGCCUCCAUACACUACCUACGGAGUCAUUACCAGGAGGCUAUAGACAUCUACAAACGAAUACUUUUAGACAACAGGGACUUUUUGGCACUCAAUGUUUAUGUUGCUCUUUGCUAUUACAAAUUAGACUACUAUGACGUAUCACAGGAAGUUCUAGCAGUCUAUCUCCAGCAGUAUCCAGACAGUGCUAUUGCUCUCAAUCUCAAAGCCUGCAAUCAUUUCAGACUCUACAACGGCAAGGCUGCAGAGGCAGAGCUAAAAAGUCUUCAAGAAAUGUCAUCACCUUCUUUUGUGUUUGCCAGAGAUCUCAUCAAACAUAAUUUAGUGGUGUUUAGAGGGGGUGAAGGAGCUCUACAGGUAUUACCUCCACUUAUUGAUGUCAUACCAGAGGCCAGACUUAAUCUUGUUAUAUACUACCUGAAACAGGAUGACAUAGCUGAAGCCUACAAUCUGAUCAAAGACCUGGAGCCCACCACCCCACAGGAGUACAUUCUGAAGGGCGUGGUCAACGCUGCCAUGGGUCAGGAGCAAGGAUCUAGAGAGCAUCUCAAAAUAGCUCAACAAUAUUUCCAGUUGGUUGGAGGAUCAGCCAGUGAAUGUGAUACUAUUCCUGGUCGACAGUGCAUGUCCUCAUGUUUCUUUCUGUUAAAGCAGUUUGAAGAUGUCCUAAUCUAUCUGAACUCAAUUAAAAGUUACUUUUACAAUGAUGACAGCUUUAACUUUAACUAUGCUCAAGCCAAGGCUGCUGUAGGGAAUUUCAAAGAAGCAGAAGAGGUCUUCAUGCUGAUCCAGAGUGACAAGAUUAAGAAUGAUUAUACUUAUCUAAGCUGGCUAGCCCGAGUCUACAUAAUGAACAGGAAGUCCCGUCUGGCUUGGGAGUUAUACCUGAAAAUGGAGACAUCUGGCGAAUCUUUCAGUCUGCUUCAGCUAAUAGCAAAUGACUGCUAUAAGAUGGGACAGUUUUACUAUGCUGCCAAAGCCUUUGAUGUUCUGGAGAGAUUAGACCCCAAUCCUGAGUACUGGGAGGGAAAGCGAGGGGCCUGUGUGGGCGUUUUCCAGAUGAUCAUUGCAGGGCAUGAGCCCAGGGACACCUUGAGGGACGUGAUCAACAUGCUGCGUAACACCAGUAAUCCACAGGUGGAGUACAUUAUCCGCACGAUGAAGAAGUGGGCCAAGGAAAAUCUGGUUCCUCUUCCAUAGUCCCUCCUCUUAAAUAUAACACUGUAGUUUUUCUGCUUCAGGCAACAAAACUAAAAGAAACUGACAUUUUUGUUAUUUAUUGUAGUGCACAUGCAUGUAUGUGUUAAUGCAUGACUUUGAAGCAUGUAACAUAUGCACUACAUGUAUAUUGCAUGUAUAUAGAUGUUGCAAACCAUUGCAUGGACUCUUGACAGAUGACAUUUUUCUUCAACACACAGUGUUGUUUUAACAAAUACUGUAGUGGAAUUCAGUGGUAUUGAUUAAGCUUCUUGAUCAAGGAGUGCGUCAUGUAUGACUUUUGCAAUUCUUAGCAAAGUGAAAUUUCCGUCCAGUGAUGUAUACUUGUUAUAUCAUGUAUAUGUGUUUUCUAAAAUGCUAUAAAGAAAAAAAAUACAGAAAACGAGAGAAUAAAUUUAUUAAUAAGUA